ACUUUUUGGAAAGACAUUCCAAAUCUAGUGCCUGUAAACUUACAAAUAAUGCAACACAAAUAACUAACUUUUUGACAAAAAAAACCUUUAAUGUCAGAAGAAAAUUAUGUUAUGGUUUAAACAAUGAAAGAAUGAAAAUUUAUCUUAGAUGUGUAGCAGGAAUAACAUCAUAUGAAGGUAUACCACCAGUUGAAGAUGUUGCAAAAGAAUUAUUUCCCAAAAAAUUUAGAAAAAAUUUUAGUUGGAAUAAAUUGAAUGAGGUAGAAAAAAGAAAAUUGCUAGAUGAAUUAAAAAGUAAAGCAAAAUGGAUUAAUGAUAGUGUAGAUUUUGCAUCAGAAGUACUUCCUGUACAACAUACAGUAUCUUAA
Molecule: messenger RNA, 368 nt
Organism: Entrophospora candida
Lineage: Eukaryota; Fungi; Glomeromycota; Glomeromycetes; Entrophosporales; Entrophosporaceae
Source: the annotation of a GenBank genome assembly